This is a messenger RNA of Brassica rapa (field mustard), 1312 nucleotides long. RefSeq lists its product as uncharacterized. The record is from RefSeq and is a predicted model, not a curated record. Lineage: Eukaryota; Viridiplantae; Streptophyta; Magnoliopsida; Brassicales; Brassicaceae.
UUUAUUUAGAAUUGCAGUAUAAUUUAUCUACUAUGUUCAGUUCUGAAAAUAGGAUUUGUGUAUGUUUGCAGGGAGUUGGUGUCAAUGCUUGUGUGGAAGCUGAGAUUCCCAAGUUUAUCACUGACGUUGUUGGGAAGACUCACUUUCCAGAUUAAGCUAGGAGAGUUCAACUUCACUUCUAAGCAUCAAACCUUCACGAUCUCCCGUAUAUUUACAGUGGCUCAGCGUGCAUCACUCCCAGACUUUGUGGGCGAUGGUGGUCAACAUGAUCAGAAUCCAAUAUCAAGUUUGGUGCCGGUUGGUAAUAGUAGCACUGUUUUUGAGACCUCUGGUGACAAGGCAGCUGAACUUGGUUCAACUACAGAAAAGAACCAUCAAACUUCGUCAUCUGCUACGCCAGAAGAAGGGCCUUCUGCAACAAGCACACCAGCUGUUGAAGCAGAAGAGAAUAAGAAUAAGAAGCCACGAUUGGCAUAGAGUCACCUGAGAGUCGCACCCCACCACCGCAUUUACUUUCAUUUUUAAAAUCUUUGUUUUCAUUUGCUUUAUAUCUUAAGUUUUAGCAACUUCGUAUUUUAGACUCUUAUGGUGGUGCAUGUUUUACUUAGGAAUCCAAGUUUUUCUCUUAUUAACAAAAUCUUGGUUCAAAUUAAUUGACAAUGAAAAUCUAAAACAAUAAACUCCAAUGUAACUAAAUGUUUGGGAAAAAAAUACUAAGACAAUAAACUCCAAUGUAUAACUAAAUGUUUGGGAAAAAAUUAAAAUGAGUAUAAUAUUUAAUCAUAAACUAUUUUUGCAGCAGGUUACUAACAAGAUCAUAUUGACAUUAUAUUUUCUACACCUUGCUGUUACAUUUUUUUUUUUUUUGUAACACUCCUUGCUGUUACAUUGUAAUCUAUUACAAUAAAUAACCAUAACUUUCCAUACACAUAGAUGAACCAUAACUUCUUUACUCUUAUUACAGUGUAGCUCAUAGAUCCAAUAUACUACGAAAGUUAAAGUUGACCGGGUCAUUGUUACAUGUAAGAAACCAAAAAAAAUUAAGAACCAUAACUAUUCAUACAUAUAUAUGAGCCAUAACAUCCUCACUCUUAUGAUAUAAAAAAUAACAAAAUUUCAAUAAAUGACAAAUAUAAUCAAAAUUAAAAUUAACAAAAAAAGAGUUUGAAAGACAAAAAAUAAAAAGAUACAACAAAUAUAACAAUAAAAUUAUUGAAAAUACAUAUUUUAUCCAAAAAGACAUAAUAUAACAAAGAAAAUCACAUAGUGUUCGUAUACUUCAUUUGAAACGUUUAAUUUAGUGUAAUCUCAA